GACUUUUUUCUCGAGGUUUCGUUUGGGCACAACGCAACGCAGCCCAGAAUUCAACAGCAGCAACAGCUCGCAGCGCACAACAUAUAAGUCAACAGCAACAGCAACAGCAACAGCAACAGCAACACAAAACGCUAACGCAACAAUGGGAACCUAUCUAUCGACUCCUGUGAAGGACAAGUGCGAAGAAUCGGGGGAAGCCCUGGAGAAUCUCAAGAACGGAGACCUUCCGGUGGAAUGGGGCGUAGUGGACAUGCAGGGGUGGAGAAAGUCCAUGGAGGACGCCCACACCGCGGUGACGAGUGUUCCGCUCCGUAGCAGCAGCAGCAGCGAGAGCGAUGGCGAAAGCGAGAGCGAGCACCACGCCCGGGUCUUUGGGGUCUACGACGGGCACGGGGGAGCGGAGGUCGCGCGAUUCUGCCAGCACUACUUUGUCUCGGUGCUCACCCACCAGGAGAGCUGGGCGAACGGGACCGGGCUCCCCCUGGCGGAAUCCGACGCCCGCGYCCCCCCGCCCCCGCCCCCGCCGACCAAGAGCGCCUGGGACGGCGACGGGAACGAGGAGGGCUACCGGGCCAGCCACCUUCCCGCCGCCUCGCAGACUCCCGUGGGGAGGGCCCUUCGAGAGGCCUUCCACGCAAUGGACCGCAUGAUCGACGACCCGGGCCGGAGGGCCGAGAUUGCGAUUCUCCGGACCACCAAGCCGGGGCCCGGGGUCACCAAAAUCCUGGAGAACGGAACGAACUCCAUCCCGCCGGCACCAGCGCUGGCCGAGAACCCGCCCGAUUUUUACACCCCGCCAGGGUCUUCCUCCGUUUCCACCGCCUGCGUCCUGGACCAGGCCCGAAAGGAGGUCCUGCCCGAUGGUUCCGAAAAGGAGGGAACGGUGGACGAGGAAACCGCCAAGGAGGUCGAGGCGAAGCAGAUCGACCGAUCCCUGUCCAUGGCCAUGUCCCCGGGAGACGCGGAGGCGCUCAAGGGAAUGAUCGAGGCCUUUGAGGAGAACGAGACCAACGGCGACGGCAGCGACGACCAGGAAGACGCCGAUUCUCUGGACACCAACGAAGCCGUGGGAGUAGAAGAAGCCAUUGCCCUGGAUUCCAACAUCGACGACAACGACAACGACGGCGAAGCCAACGACGACGGGGAGGGAACGUCUUCCUCCCCGGAAGGAGGACGAAACGUCACCACGAUGCUCCAGAAGAUUCUUUCCCUGGGGGGAAGCGAAGAGGAGGGCGAAAAUGGGCAAGCAGAAGCGGAGCCAGCUCCCACGCCCACCCCCACUCCCCCCGUCGAACCGGAGGAGGCGGUCACGGAUCCCGAAUACCCGGACGCGGCGGUGGUCAGCGGGGCCUCCUCCCGGAUCCCCUCGGUCCAGCACAACGGCCGGCUGGUCUGCAACCUCCCGGAUCACCCCAUCCACGCCGGUGCCACGGCGGUGGUCGCCGUUCUCACCGGCCGGAUCCUUACGGUUUCCAACGCGGGAGACUCCCGGGCCGUCCUCUGCCGCCGCAGAGCGGGCGCGAACCCCGAAGCCAACGCCGGCAGCGACUGCUACGCCUAUCCCCUGAGCUACGACCACAAGCCCUCCCAGAUGCACGAGAGAAACCGCAUCCUGCGAUCGGGCGGCUUUAUCAACCACUUUGGACGAAUCAACGGCAACCUCAACCUUUCCCGGUCCAUUGGAGACUUGAAGUACAAGCAGGUCCCCGGGAUCCCCCCCGCCCACCAGAUGAUCACGGCCGAGCCGGACAUUAUGCAGAUCGCCCUCGAUCCGUCGGUGGACGAGUUUUUUGUGCUGGGCUGCGACGGGAUCUGGGACUGCCUGACCAACCAGCAGGCCGUGGACUUUGUGGCCAAGCGCAUCGACACGAUGUCGCCGACCGAAAUCGGGAGGGAGAUGCUCGACGAGAUCAUCAGCGACGACCCCCGGGUCUCCCAGGGCAUCGGGGGGGACAACAUGACCGUGAUGAUCGUCGAUCUGCAGAGCAAGAAGCGGUCGCGGAAAAGCGCAGCGGCGCCGGAAGCACCGCAACAGGGCGAACCCCCCUCGGCGGGAGAGCCGGCGGGGGCCGAAGCGGACCAAGCACCGGAGGCCGCCACCGAGUGAGCACCCACMCACCAAAAAAACAAAAGACGACAGACACCGACACGAUAAGCACUGCCGCAGCGGCACGCACAAUCAAAAUUCAUUUGCAAA
Molecule: messenger RNA, 2197 nt
Organism: Pseudo-nitzschia multistriata
Lineage: Eukaryota; Bacillariophyta; Bacillariophyceae; Bacillariales; Bacillariaceae
Source: the annotation of a GenBank genome assembly